Messenger RNA from Hermetia illucens (black soldier fly), 2095 nucleotides. It is a transcript of the gene Tpr2, whose product is annotated as dnaJ homolog subfamily C member 7. The record is from RefSeq and is a predicted model, not a curated record. NCBI's taxonomy places the organism in Eukaryota, Metazoa, Arthropoda, Insecta, Diptera, Stratiomyidae. Bases 234 to 1700 code for a protein of 488 amino acids. Gene Ontology annotation, molecular function: protein binding. The transcript is spliced from 4 exons.
AAAUGGUAACUUUUACUAUUUAGUAGGUUCACCCUAUCCGUAUAUAAUUCUACAAAAUUAUUCGUUGUACUGGUUAGGAUUGUCUCAUUCAUAGUUUCCCCGUCUGGUUGUUCUGGUGAGAUUGUUCGCGUGGUCUUCACUAUAUUUACCAGUUGUGGAAAAUACAAAAUAGAGUGAAGUGGUAACAAUUCGGCGUAAUUGAAGAGUCGCUUUUUGUGAGAGACCAUCUUUCCAUGGAAACGUCGGAAGUGAUUGUCAUAAACGAAAACGAACCAGAAUCACCCGAAAUGGACGUGGAUAUCUUAGUUCAGGACAAUGAUACCAUUGCCGAAGAAAAGAAAAAGUUGGGAAAUGAUCAAUACAAAGCACAAGACUACCAAUCAGCGUUAAAAUCAUAUACCGAUGCCAUCACUUUAUCUCCAAAAACAGCAAGUUUUUACAAUAACCGUGCUGCAUGCCACAUGAUGUUACUGGACUACAAAUCGGCAUUAAGUGACGCUCGGCGGGCUAUAGAGUUGGAUAAUACCUUCGAAAAAGCAUACGUUCGUGUUGCGAAAUGUUGCUUAAUAUUGGGUGAUAUAAUCGGAACGGAGCAGGCUGUGCAAAAAGUCCUUGAGCUGGUCCCAAACAGCACUGCCGUUAAAGCAGAACAGCAAAAUUGCGCUCAAUUACGACAAUUGGAGGAAAAGAUUCAGAGUUUCUACGAAAAAAAAGUAUACCGAACUGCAGUGUUUUUCCUAGAUAACGCACUGAAAAUAGCCCAUGCAUGCACCAGAUAUAAGAUAAUGAAAGCCGAAUGCCUCUCGUUCUUGGGAAGAAUAGAUGAGGCGGCUGACAUUGCGGUAAACAUCAUGAAAGUCGAUACGACUUGUGCUGAUGCAAUUUACGUGCGAGGUCUUUGCUUAUAUUACAGUGACCACUUAGACAAAGGUAUUGUGCACUUCGAACAUGCCCUACAGUUAGAUCCGGAUCAUCAAAAAUCGAAAGAAUGGCGUGUGAAAUCUAAGGCUCUGAAAGAUAAAAAAGAACGAGGUAAUACGCAAUUCAAAGCUGGUAAAUAUCGUGAAGCGCAUGCUCUUUACACUGAAGCGUUGAAUAUUGACCCCUUCAACAAAGAUAUUAACAGUAAGCUGUAUUAUAACAGGGCGUUGGUAAACUCUAAGUUAGGUAAUCUUCGUGAAGCGGUCGCUGAUUGCUCUAAAGUGCUCGAAAUCAAUGAUCAGUAUCUAAAAGCCCUUCUGUUGCGUGCAAAAUGUUAUAACGAUUUGGAGAAAUACGAAGAGUGCGUGAAGGAUUAUGAGGCAGCAUUGAAAAUCCAAAAGACGCCUGACAUCAAAAACUCCCUGCGUGAUGCCAAAUUCAACUUGAAGAAAUCGAAACGUAAAGACUACUACAAGAUUUUGGGUGUUUCGAAAAACGCAACAGAUGAAGAGAUUAAAAAAGCUUAUCGGAAGAAAGCGCUUGUACACCAUCCAGACCGUCAUGCCAAUUCAUCCGAUGCUGAUAAAAAGGCUCAGGAACUUAAAUUCAAAGAGGUUGGAGAAGCAUACGCCAUUCUGUCGGAUUCAAAGAAAAAACUUCGUUAUGAUAACGGCCAUGAUCUUGACGACGAAGUCCAAGAAUUCGAUCCUAAUCAAAUGUUCCGACACUUUUUCCAGUUUUCCGGUGACGGCGCAAACACGUUCAGCUUCCAGUUUUAAGGUUUUAUUUCAUAUACUCUCUAUAAUAUGUUGUGUAGAACGAAUAAAUCUUGCUUACUUUAUGCCCUUUGUCUUUCACAUUCUCAGAGUUACUGUGCUAGUUAAACGAGGAAUAUCCUUGUACUUAAACUGUGAGCUGAAAAUGUAAUUUGCAAGUUAGGUUCCUAACAACUUGUAGACUAACAAAAUUGUCGCGGUAGUAUUACAUUAAAUACCUAUUAACACGUGCAUAUAAAAGACGACCCUUAGGUCAAUUAUUGUUUUUUUUUAUCUCUAUAAAGCAUGAAUUGAAUUUUCAAUUAUUUCCAUGAAGUCUAGAGGGUCGAUGAUGAUACUACUACUCUCUCAAUUGUGUUAAAAAGAAAUACAAAAAAUAAAUACCGAGUAAAUUACAA